UAGGUGAAGUACUUAAAAGUGGUUUUCUAUGAAUAUCUGGAAUCAUUUGUCUGGAAUUUUUUUAAACUAAUUUUAAUACAAAGAAGGAACCUUGAAAAAAUGUUAUCAGUAGAACUAGAAGUAAUAAAAAUUCCAUAUAAAAACUUAUUUCAUGGUCGGAACGGGCUGAGAAGAUGAUUAAGUAACAACAACAUUUUAAAUUUACAUUUAUUUAGCUACAAUCAAAUUCAAUUUUAACUAACAUACAGUUUAAACCAUGACUGUUAGACUUGUCACGCUUGGAAUUUUUCUACUAUUUGUUGGUCCGUGUUUUUCAAUAAAUAUCUUCAAAUAUUUGGGUCAGGCUUACCGUAAAAAUUUAAUUCAAUUUCACGAAGAUCCUCAAUUUGGAAAUAAAAAAAUAUUGGAUGAAUACGAUUUCAUAGUGGUAGGAGCUGGUGCUGCAGGAGCAACUGUCGCACGGCGGUUAGCGGAAGUCUCAGAAUGGAACAUACUACUAUUGGAAGCUGGUGGAGAAGAAUCAUUGAUAACUUCUCUUCCAAGUAUUGCUCACUAUUUACAAUUUACAAAUUACAAUUGGGCAUAUCAUACGGAAGAGGAGUUAUAUGCUUGUAGAGGGCUUAUAAACAAGACUUGCCCUUGGCCAGCAGGGAAAGGAUUAGGAGGAAGCACAAUAAUUAAUAAUAAUAUGUACACAAGAGGUAAUGUAAGAGAUUUUGAUCGUUGGGCAGAAGCAGGAAAUCGAGGAUGGUCUUAUAAAGAUGUACUACCGUAUUUCUUAAAAAACGAAAACAUAAACGUACCAGAAUUAAAAAGGUCCCCUUAUCACGGAGUUGGAGGACCAUUGCCGAUUAGCUAUCCUGAAUUUAAGUCAAAACUGGUCGAUGCAUUCUUGGAGUCAGCACCUGAGGUCGGAAUGUCUGUUGGCGAUUAUAACGCACCAGGUAGUAAUGUGGUCUUUUCCAGAAUUCAAAGUACAACGUCGAAUGGUAGACGAGUUACUUCUGCGAGAGCAUAUCUCCACGAAAAAUUAAAUAAUCUGCAUAUAGUUGAAUUUGGGUAUGUCACAAAAAUUUUAAUUGAUGACCAAACAAAAGUGGCGUAUGGGGUCGAGUUCAUGAAGAAUAAAAGGAAAAGAAGAGUAUUUGCUAAAAAGGAAGUUAUAAUAUCUGCAGGCACGUUUAACUCGGCUAAACUGUUAAUGUUGUCAGGUAUUGGGCCUAAAGAACAUCUUGGCCCUUUAGGUAUAAAAACCGUAAGUGAUUUACGUGUUGGAGACAACUUACAAGAACAYCCAGCAUUUGCCGGGCUAACUUUUCUAGUAAACGAAACUAUAUCAUUCGUUCCGGACAGAAUAUAUCGUGAUUUAAUAAACGAAGCAUUUAAAAUAUAUGAAAAAAGGAGUUGGAUGACGACUUUACCCCCAGAAGGCGUUGGUUACGUGAAAACCAAGUACAACACGGAUAUAGGAGACAUACCUGAUAUUGAGUAUAUAUUCCUGUCUACCAGUUUGGCGGGAGAAGCGGGUUUGGGWGGCAGUAUUGGACGGAGGUCGAUGGGUAUACCCGACAGGCUGUACUACGAAACGUAUAAYGGCAUCUUAGCACGUGACACUUGGUCGAUUUGGGUUAUGUUGAUGUAUCCGGAAAGCAGAGGACAGGUAAGGCUGCGCAGCGCUAAUCCAUUUGACAAACCGGUGAUAAACGCGAACUUUUUCRCCGACCGUAUGGAUUUGAAACGAAUCGUAGAAGGCAUAAAAAUGACGAUUGAACUCAGCAAAACUAAGGCGUUUCAAAAGUAUGGUUCCCGUUUACAUAAAACUCCCAUGCUCGGAUGUAGGCAUUUAGAAUUCGGCACCGAUCAGUACUGGGAGUGUUGUGUGGAGACGAUGACAAUGCAGAUGCACCACCAGAGUGGCACGUGCAAAAUGGGACCAGAAUGGGAUCGUAACGCUGUAGUGGAUUCUCAGCUGAAGGUGUAUGGUGUGAAUAAGCUAAGGGUGAUAGACUGUUCUAUAAUGCCCACAAUUACAGGAGCUCACACUGUUGCACCGACAUACAUGAUUGGCGAGAAAGGCGCCGAUUUAGUUAAGUCUACUUGGUUGAACAAAAUUUAGACAGGAUUCUGAUCAUAACCUAAUAUAUAUAUAUAUAUAUAAAUUAAAUGUUGUGCUUGAAACACUUCUAAGAAAGAAUAUCAGUGAAAAUUAUUAUUUAUCUAUUCUGUGUUA
This is a messenger RNA of Diuraphis noxia (Russian wheat aphid), 2230 nucleotides long. Its product is annotated as glucose dehydrogenase [FAD, quinone]-like. Gene Ontology annotation, molecular function: oxidoreductase activity, acting on CH-OH group of donors; flavin adenine dinucleotide binding. The record is from RefSeq and is a predicted model, not a curated record. NCBI's taxonomy places the organism in Eukaryota, Metazoa, Arthropoda, Insecta, Hemiptera, Aphididae.